AUGAAUAAGAUGAAGAACUUCAAGCGCCGCUUCUCCCUGUCGGUGCCCCGCACCGAGACCAUCGAGGAGUCCCUGACGGAGUUCGCAGAGCAGUUCAGCCAGCUGCACAGCCGGGACCAGGAGGAUCUGCAGCUUGGUCCUCUUGGCAGAGACGCCCAGCCAGAGCCCAGCACCCUCUCCCCCACAGACGGCGGGGAGGAGCCCAGGCCGCCGUCCCCCGGCACGCAGUACCGGCGGCCGAGCCAGCGCCGCUUCUCCAUGGAGGACAUCAGCAAGAGGCUCUCCCUGCCCGUGGACAUCCGCCUGCCCCAGGAAUUCCUGCAGAAGCUGCAGCUGGAGAGCCCAGAGCUGCCCAAACCGCUGAGCCGCAUGUCCCGCCGAGCGUCCCUGUCAGACAUCGGCUUUGGGAAACUGGAAACAUAUGUGAAACUGGACAAACUGGGGGAGGGCACCUACGCCACCGUCUUCAAAGGGCGCAGCAAGCUGACGGAGAACCUCGUGGCCCUGAAGGAGAUUCGGCUGGAGCAUGAGGAGGGGGCGCCCUGCACCGCCAUCCGAGAGGUGUCUCUGCUGAAGAACCUGAAGCACGCCAACAUCGUCACCCUGCACGACCUCAUCCACACGGAGCGGUCCCUCACGCUGGUGUUCGAGUACCUGGACAGUGACCUGAAGCAGUACCUGGACCACUGUGGGAACCUCAUGAGCAUGCACAACGUCAAGAUCUUCAUGUUCCAGCUGCUCCGGGGCCUCGCCUACUGCCACCGCCGCAAGAUCCUGCACCGGGACCUGAAGCCCCAGAACCUGCUCAUCAAUGGGCGGGGGGAGCUGAAGCUGGCGGACUUCGGCCUGGCCCGGGCCAAGUCCGUGCCCACGAAGACCUACUCCAACGAGGUGGUGACGCUGUGGUACAGGCCCCCCGACGUGCUGCUGGGCUCCACGGAGUACUCCACCCCCAUCGACAUGUGGGGCGUGGGCUGCAUUCACUACGAGAUGGCCACGGGGCGGCCCCUCUUCCCCGGCUCCACGGUGAAGGAGGAGCUGCACCUCAUCUUCCGACUCCUCGGGACCCCCACGGAAGAGACGUGGCCUGGGGUGGUGGACCAGCCUGAGUUCCGUGCCUACAACUUCCCCCGGUACCUCCCCCAGCCGCUCAUCAGCCACGUUCCCAGGUUGGACUCCGAAGGCAUCCACCUCCUCACCAGCCUCCUCUUGUACGAGUCGAAGAGCCGUAUAUCCGCAGAGGCAGCCCUGAGCCACCCCUACUUCCGGUCUCUGGGGGAGCGCGUGCACCAGCUCCCAGACACCGCCUCCAUCUUCUCCCUGAAGGAGAUCCAGCUCCAGAAGGACCCAGGCUGCCGGGGCCUGGCCUUCCAGCAGCCAGGGCGAGGGAAGGGCCGGCGACAGAGCAUCUUCUGA
This is a messenger RNA of Pipistrellus nathusii (Nathusius's pipistrelle), 1416 nucleotides long. Lineage: Eukaryota; Metazoa; Chordata; Mammalia; Chiroptera; Vespertilionidae. The record is from the annotation of a GenBank genome assembly.